GCGCAGUGGAAAAUGGCGAUGAACUACGACAACCUGAAUGGAGGUGAUAUGGACACUUCUGACUCAAGGAAACGGCCAUUGGACACAGAAGUAGAAAAUGGGGUCCCUAAACGAUCUAACCAGGGAGGAGGCACACCCGAACAGCUCCAGCACAUGAUGACGGACGACUCGAAUGGCGACGCUGCUCUCGGGGACAACAUACACCUCAAGAUUCUCGUCCCCAGCAUCGCCGCUGGAGCUAUCAUCGGGAAGGGUGGGGAAACCAUUGCCCAAGUACAGAAGGAAGCUGGCGCCCGAGUUAAAAUGUCCAAAGCAAAUGACUUCUACCCAGGAACAACAGAAAGAGUAUGCCUCAUAAUGGGUGGAAUAGAAGCCGUUAGAAGAGUUCAGAAUUUCAUCAUGGAAAAAAUCAGAGAAAAGCCUGAUCCCAACCCUAAACCAGAAGAAACAAACAAAAACUUUGAAAGACAUAGACAAGUGAAGGUUUUAGUACCAAACAGCACGGCUGGGAUGAUCAUAGGAAAAGGAGGCAACUAUAUUAAACAGAUCAAGGAAGAAAGUGGAGCAUACAUACAGAUAUCUCAGAAGUCCAAGGAAACAAAUUUACCAGAGCGGUGUGUCACUGUGGCGGGCGACCAUGAGGCUAAUCGUAAGGCAGUAGACCUCAUCCUACAGAAAGUGGUAGAGGACCCGCAAAGCGGCAGCUGUCCUAAUAUCAGUUAUGCAGACUACACAGGUCCGGUUGCAAGUGCUAAUCCCACUGGCUCUCCCUUCGCUAAUACAAAUUUCACACAAAGUCGAAGCCAGGAAAUGGUCGUCAACAACAGCAACUACCCACAACAGGGUGCUACAGCUUAUAGCAUAGGCUUCAAUGGAAAUGGGUUUAACAAUAGUAUCGGCAGCGGUAUCUCAAACCUCAAUCUUAAUGCCGCAUUGGGAGGCGCACCUGGAGGGAGCAUGUCUAGCGGUGCCCUAGAUAACUUAAAAAUGACCCUACGGAGCAGUGGGUAUUCAGAACAGGCUACAGAGGAGAUUUCUAUCGCCAUGAACACACUAGCUAGUUAUGGAAUUUUAGGAAUGAUAGGACUCAAUCAGGUCCCAGGGGUGAGCAAUGUGGGACCCAUGGCUAAUAUGCCUGUUACAGGGGGUGCCGGUAACGCCCAAAUGGCUGGAAUUAACAUGGCUUCCUCCAUGGCAGCCACUAAUAUGAUGGUCACACCAACCUCUUCCCAACAGAAUGUAAACAACGGAUCCUACCUGAAUACCAGCAGUAACUCGGCAACUGGGAGCUUGUUUGGCCCUGUAGGGAGUGGUACGUCAGGACUGGGGAGUUCUGGCUCCACCGGAGCAGGAUCUAGUCUAUUUGGGAGUUCUUCUCCAAGUAUAGGCAACGAGAGAUAUGGUGGCAGUCCCAUGUUGAAUGACUCGUUUACAGGUGCCACGAGCUACACUAGCAAUCCAGCUACAUACCCUCCACAGGCCAUAGCAGAGCGUUCUCCCAACAUCAACCUGAAUCAAAAUUCAUUUGGGCUGGGAACAGGCAUGUGUAGCCCCACGGAGGACAAACAGCCACCCCAGAAACAGGAUCUGGAAGUGUCGGAGAGUAUAGUGGGCGCCAUUUUAGGACCUGGUGGGAAAGGAAUUGUAGAGUUACAAAAGUUUACUCAAACCAAUAUCCAGAUCUCUAAAAAAGGUGUAUACGUUCCAGGAACACGAAACCGCAUUGUCACAAUUACUGGUAUCGCCAACAACAUUCAGAAAGCUACAUACCUAAUACAACAACGUAUACAACAGGAGGAGAUCAAGAGAGCACAUCAAGCGGCUCGCUAGGAAAUCACAUAACUAUAGAGGCUUUAAAGAAAUAACUCAUUUCAAACAAGUAUAUUGUUCAAUAUUUUACCAGUCCUUGUCUUUGUUUUCAUUUUAUUAAUGAUUUUUUUUUUAACUUAUUUAAAAAUUUUUUUGUGGUUUCCUAGUGACAUAUGCACCCAUUGUGAUUGCAUCAUAUAUAACAUUCAACCAUAUUAGCAGAAAAACCUGUGUGUAGUUUUCAGUUGUUUUCUCUGGCACACAUAUACCACUGUGUUGUUAUGUACAGUACUGCAGGGAAAGUGUGAACACUGUGAUGAUAAUAUGUUACGUGGUGGCACGGACCUUGGAAAGCAUGCGGUUACUUAGCAUUUCUAUCCAGGAUUUAUUUUGUACAGUGGAUAUCUUAACUCAUUUUGUUAUUCUGUUAAAUAGUCAUGACUGUUGUAAAUUAUAAGGGUAUGUAUGUUGUCUUUAUUUUUUGUUUCAUAUUAUGAAGCCUGUCCUUGUGUGGCAGGGAAUGUUCAGGGCAGGAAAAAAACAUGUUAUGUUGUGUAUUCUACACAUCACACACCCUUUAUCUCCUCUCACCUUCUCACCCCUACAGUCCGUGAUAGGACAAUCUGCAUGAGAAAGAUGGUACAAUCCUCUGGGGAGUUGAGGGGUGGGUAGGUAAGGCCUGGAUGAUACCUCAUACAGAAUGCAUAACUGUCCCUUUCAUUCACUCGCUGUUCAAGCGAAUCCGGCAAAUUUUCAACAUUGAUGUUAAUAUCUCUGAUGUGCCACAUAGGGCUUAACCAUCACCACAGGGAAUCGUAGGGCUUAAACCAUUACCACAGGGAAUCGUAGGGCUUAAACCGUCAUCACAAGGAAUCGUGUGCAUUUUGAAGUGCUCUCUUUUUUAGUGAAACAAAUACAUUCAUUGUUUUUCUCAUUUAGCCGCAUUUUAAUUUUCAAAAGUAUACCACUUUUAACCAAAUCAUUUCAAAAAUGAGACUGGACAUUUCAUCUAUUAUACAAAUUUUGAUAGGAAAUUGAAAAUUGAUCUCUUUCUGUUUUAGAAAAUAUGCUACAUAUCCUAAGUUACAUGCUGUAGGUGAUGUUUGUGCUCACAACACUGCAUUGUUUUAAAUGCUAUAUGUCAACAAAAAACAUAAUCAUGCAGUCAGCAGAGAAUUUAAAGAAUCCAUGUAUUUUAUACCCAUCUACAGGGGUCAACUUUCAAAUAAGGUUUUAAAGCAUAUUAUGCAGAACCGAGUAAUUGAGGGGACCUCUGUUACAGUGCGUCAUCGUGAAUGCCUAUCUGUUUAUCAAGUUUUUUAAGGCAUAGGCUUUUUUUGAUUUCUUGUCCUUUUUUUUAAAAAGGCAGUGGUGUGUUAUGUAUUAUUCUUGCUAACUCAGCAUUGUACAGGAAAAGAACCUAUGUAGUCUUUCACAGAGGAAUGUGUUGAAGUUUCUGAGUUCUGUUUUGUUUCGAAUUGUGUUAAAGCCCAUUGAAAAGUGAAUGUGGGAAAUGUUUUGGAAUGUAACCAGCAUUUUUCGUUGAAAAGCCAAUGGAUUGGCAUGAAACAUGAUCAUGGAAGUUUUGGUUAGCCAAUGAAAUAACGCAUUUCAUUAAUGUUAGCCAAUAAAAUUAAUGUUUCAUUAAUGUUAGCCAAUAAAAUUAAUGUUUCAUUAAUGUUAGCCAAUAAAAUUAAUGUUUCAUUAAUGUUAGCUAAUGAAACCAAGUGUUAACUUAUUACCUAGGAUUUCAGUUGACUUGUGUGUGUGCACUGUGUUGAACUUUUUUUUCCAUAUUAUAUAAAGAUAUAUAUAUAUAUAUAUUAUUGCUGCAAGGGUCACCUCCCUUGUGUAGCGAGUUAUGUACAUUAGUAUGCCUUCAUAAGUUAUAUCACUUCUAAACAAAUAUAUGUAAUAUAUAAAAUAUAUUACCUUUAUAGGAGUAUGAUUAAAUUUGUUAAUAUAUAAUGUUUUAGUCAAAUUUGAUUGUUAUUAUUUAACUGAAAGUUGUUAACUAUGUACUUGUACUAUAGAAGUGACCCUUUCCUAACCUCAGCGGUUUUACAGUUUUUUUUUCUCUCAAAUUCUGAUAUUUAUUGUCAUAACUAUAUAUUAUUAUUAUUAAGACAAUAAUAAUAAUAAUAAUUGUUAUUCCAGCCAUUACACAUAUUCUGUGCUAAAAGAGAUACUUUCAGCACAUUAUUAAUUAUUUAUAUAACAGAUUUCAUCACACUAAGUUAUAGGGGACACGUAGCUUACAUUGUCGACCUGAUUUUUGUGGUUUCUCCCAAUAUGGUACGAAGAGACAUGUAUGCUUCUUUACCAUCGGCGGUUAUUUUUAGCCACUAGGCUUUUUAUAUAAUGGAUAUGAAAUUCAUACGCCACAUUGAUAUAUUUUUUGUGUGUGAAACAAGCUAGAAUAUUUUUUCUUUCUUCCCUAGCAUUCUAUUCUUUCUUAGUUUUUGUUUCCAAAUUGCUUGUUGAAGACAUUUUUUCAGCCCAUCCCAUGUUUAUAUAUAUAAAUACAUUAUAUAUAUAGAUAUCUAUAUAAUGAAAAUUGUGUAACAAUACUAUUGUUUUUUGCAUGUCUUUCAAAGAUACACCAUUGAUUUUGUUUAUUUUUUUUUUGUUUUCACACAUAACACACCAACUAUAGCAUUUGAGUGUUGCAUUGUAAUAUAUUGGUAUCAUAGUAACACACUCCUCAGGCACUGUAGCCCCCUGUACAUCAGAACAUUUCACCCGUCAUCCGUGGCAUUUAUCAUGGUUUCUUGUUGUUUGAUGAUGUGCCAGCUACACAGUCUUUCAAGAUACUUUACCUUUGGGUCGCUGUCAAUGUUUAUUAGUGUGAUGGUGAUCGAUGGAUUAAUCAUUUCGUACGAGUUCAUUUUAUCGUGUUUUGAAGGUAUUUGGGUCCUUGCUAGCUUUAGUUUUGUUAUCCUUUAAUAUAACAAGAAAAAAUCCCACUGUAGAUGACAUUCUCCUUCACUGUGCUAUAUGCGCUACUAUUGUAUGUGUUAUGGGCUGUGGCCGUCUGGCUCUCUUACACUGGCGUCUCGCCAUACCUUGCCUCCUGGGUCUGUCAACUCUGAGGAAGGGUGGUGCUACCCAGGGUAGACAGUCUGAAGUCACUUAACAUUCUGUUAAGAUGCAAGCUUAAGGUUGUCUGCCAGUUUGUGUGUGAGAGGGGGUGGUAUCCUCAUCCCCGCAUAGCUGUACAGUUACAUCCUGUGGAAACUGAGAUCAUGUGAUAAGAUAGAGAUCAUGUGAGGAGAUGAAAAGAGAUCAUGAGAGAAAAGUCAUCUAAAAAUCAUUACAAAUAUCAUAGAUUUUAUAAUGUAAAUUAUGCAGAAAGUCGUUCAGAACAUUAACAUUAAAGAUGUUAUGCCUCAAAAAUUCAAUAUCAAUCCGGUUUCAAUUUCCAUGCAAGUUAAAAAUGCAAACAGAUAUUUUUUUAUUUUUGUACACAUAGUGAACAUAGAAAAUGAGUGGAGACAUUCGGUCAUUUCAAUUUUCAAGUUAUUAUUAUUAUUUUUUUUUUUUCCUCACACCAGAUUUUUUCAAAUCACUGGCAUAAUAAUAUGUAUGUUAACUGCAGCAUAUAUAGUUACAAUGUUUUUGUACAUCUGCUCUUAUUCAACAUUUUUCUCAAUCAUUUAUCCACAUUGUCAAAGAGCAAUAUGUGAGUAACCAGUAUUACCUUAUGGGACAUAGCCAUGUUUGUGUUAUGAGUUAUGUCCCCUGACAUAGCCUGGUUUCUGUUAUGAGCUAUGUACCCAACCCCCCACCCCCUGAUCUAGUCUUCUGUUAAUCUGAACAGAGAAUGAGUGAAGAGUUCACACAUUAGUGUAUUUAGAAGCAGAUUUUUCUUUGAUGAUUUUGUUAAACUUUCUUUCUACAACACAUCAUAUGUGAGAGAAACAAUGACAAAUCUCUAAUAUCAUCUGUAAUUAAUUUUCAGUAACUUAUUUAUUCACUGAGUUUGAUAUUGCCGUGUUUGUAUGUAUAUAUGAUCUGGAAGCACAAGGACCCAAAUACCUGCUUUCAAAACAAAUUAUUGGGGGAUUUUAGCAUGAACGGGUCUACCCACUAGGAAGAAAGCUAAGCAUAAAUGAUUUUUACCAAUAUGUAUACUCAAGACAUCUUAUUUCACCAGACAAUUAUGUGAAGAACAAACAGAUUUUUUUCAUGGAACUAAAGACAAAUUCAGCCAGUCAAAUGUAUUUUUAAGGAAUUGACAGUCUUGGCAAUUUUGGGAUUCUUCUCAGAGCAACAGAAAAUUUAUAUUUCCAAUGCAGAUUGUUGCCAUUAAGUUGUUUCAGUUUAUUUGGAAAGUUGUCAUUAUGAAAGACACCUGAUAUUUCCACCCUCUCUGUCUCUGUCUAUAUCUCUCUCCGUCUGUCUCUCAUUCUUUGUUUUGUUUUUUGACAAAUGCCUUUGGAAAAAAGGGGUUAUUUGUAAUACUAUUAUCCCUAUUAUUUGCAUUUGGACUUGAACUUGAUUGAUCUGGAUGAGUCCAUUGUGGUUUGUAAGGGUAUUUACACUAAAUCUGCCAGCGAGUUUACGCAUGUUUUGACUUUUCCGAGUAUCAGCUGUAAACUUUCCCUGACAUUUGGUAACGUUGAACUGUGAUAAUAUAUCAUCUGUAUAUAGUAGUCACUUAACAAUAGCAGAAUUAUAUAUAUAUAUAGUAAUACAUUUCCUCCAUAUAUACAUUGUACAGUAAUGUUUGUGGAAUACACAAGUGAGAAAAUAGUAAGAAUGUCACAGGACAGUCAGCUGUUUGGAAACACUACAUUUAAUUUAUUAUUAAGUUUGAUGCUCCUGAGCCUGUUAGUGUUUAGAUUUUGUGCAGUCAGCUGGGUACAUACAGUAGGAUGGGUAGACCCACUGUUACAAUCCCCUAAUGGUAAGGGGUGCAUUAGGAAGGUUUGUAAGAGCACUGAACAUGUAUUAGCAAUAACAUACAUUAACCAAUGAAACCCAAGAGUACAUAAUACACACUUUGAUAACCAUGUGCUUUAAUGCACAGCUGCCAACAGUGAUAUAGCAAGGAGGUAAGAAGGGGGAUAACUCUUGUUUGGAUGACAUUCAUUUUGCCAGGAGGAGAGAAACAUGAUUAAUAAUGCUGGAAAAAAAUCUUUCUUUAAUCUGAUGACUUGUUACUUACUCCUACAGCUAAAUAAUGCAAGUUACAGGGAAGAAAACUAAGAUUUUUUUUCUUUUUUUUUUCUUUGAUACAUUAUCUGAUAGUGACACUUUACUAAAAACCUUAUAUUGCAUUGUUGAAGUCUGCCAGGAAACUCCUUGUGUAUUUGUCGUUAUGAUAAGAAUACAAUUAGAACACACUCAAAAUUAGUUAACAAUUUUGAUAUUGAGAUGAAAGUAUGUAUGUCGCUGAUAAUGUGUAAAGUCUUGCUUUGAUUACAAUUCAAAUGAAUUAUCGGGAUAAAGAACAUGUUUGAGAUUGGAAUAUACAAAUAAAGAAUUAAUCUAGAGGACUUGAAACAUAAAGGGUUUUUGGCCCAUUAUGAACGCAGAGCAGCAAAUACCUAGGUACACUGAAUUGAUAAAGUUUUACCUAUAUAUCUAGAGUGAAUCUAUAUAUUUAAAGAAUUACCUCCCUUGCUCCAUUUUUUUUUGUUUUUUUUUUUUUUUUGUAGUUGAUAUUUUAUCAAAUGGUAUCCAUGGUAGAGUGUCGAUAUAGAAGUUGAAUUGUGAUUUUUAUGUAUGCUUUCUUACCUACUUUGUAAAGUCUUUUUCAAAAGAGUGUGUUGAAAAUUUCCCCAAGCAAUCAAAAUUCCUUUCUAGAUGCAUUAUGGUAGCCAGUCAAGUUUUAGAUUCUUGGAUAAAAAUAAUUGAAAAAGAAAAAAAAAAUUAGACUUUUAAAUGUUUGUUGCAAAUGAAAUUGUUUUUUGAUCAUGAUUUGUGAUUUGCGAAACCAUUAUGUACUCUUGGCGGUGCAUGGAACAUUUGUAUAGGACUUAAUUAAUGUAUCCUCAUUGUAGUGCAUGGUUUUUAUGGUAUUUGCAUUGAUAUCUUCAAGGUUCAUAAAUUUUAAACAACUUACAUGCCAAGAGCUGGAGAGUGGGUACAGUGAGUUGUUGGUCCCACCCAGGAGGUAUCUGUUACCAUUGGGGACUGGUCACUGCAGCUGUACUUACUCUCCGUAGUAUAUUGUGAUAUAUGAAAGUUUCGAGUCAUGUGAUUGGUCAUGUGAUCCAGAGAUCUUGCCAAACUUCACGAUUAGAAUGGGAGAGAAGCCAUUAUGAUAAGAGGACACUUCAUUUUGACAAAAUUGUUCAUAAAAGUAGUUAAGAAAAGAUGACAUUCCUUUCAAAAUAUAGUAUAUAUAUUAUUUAUAGUAAUAGCAGUUCAAAGACGUUUUUUUUAUGAGGAGACAUUUGUAAAAGCACAGAUAAUCACAAUCCUUGUGCCAUUUCCAAUGAUGACUCUACUGAAGUCUGUUUUAGCAUACAACCAUUGGUGAUUUUACUUAAGUUCAAACAUACCGUUUCAUUUUUUUAUAAAUGGAUUUUAUCUAAUGUGUACAGAACAUAACACAUUUUAUCAGCUCAAAGAAUCUUUAAAGAUGAAAACUUGUUAAUAUUUAUAGACACAUGUCGGACAUUUUUUAAUUUAUUUCCGUCAUUUCACUCACUCAUCCUAAGGUCUAUUAGACAAGGUUUUACAUAGGGGCCUCAGUAUCAUUAUUUUAUCUCCCAGGUAUAGUGCUGUGAUAUUUUAUUUCAUCCUCAUCAGUUUCACAUUCAGUCACCACUUGUAAAAAAAACGAUGUUAAAUCUUAUUAUCUACGGCUGUUAAACCUUCUCUAACAGUGGAGAUGGAAACUAAUGAUGUGCUUUGGGCUUUAACAUUGCCAGUUGAUUCACUUUCAGAACUCCCAUCCAGUUGAACAUUCUGUUACAUCAACAUUUUUAUAGAAGUCAGGAGUACAGACCAGACAUUAUCUUAUGGAAUCAUUAAAUCGUGGAAUGAAAUAAAAAGUAGUAGUUAGUCUUUAUUUUACUAUUGAUUGUUAAUUCCGGCCCAGAUUACAUGACUAGUUUCUCAGCUCACUGUUGCCCAGCAUGCGCCCAAUAGAGAUGUGCACUAUAUUUUUGAUUUGGUGUUUAGGUUAGUAGUUAAUUUACUGAACUUUGUACUUUUGUGCUGGACUUCAGUGACUCCAGUCUCAAUAUAUUACAAAUUUGUCAAGAACGUGAAAAUAAAAUAAAAAAGGAAAUCUGCACUACCUAUCAGUGAUGGCAGUCUUUAAAUUUUUUGGAUGAUUGAAUGACACAUUUCAAUGGUUUUUCUUCUUUUGGAAAUGAGAUUUAGCAAGCAAUAUUGUUGUUAAGAUAUUAUGAAGAGAAUGAACAGCCUGGUUUAGAUAGCAUGUUUGACCGACUCGAUUGGGGGAGGAGCUUGAUGUACGGGUAAAAGAGUCCCUCACUUGGUGCAGGGUAGGUUAAAACCUAUCUCAAUUGUAACAUUACCACAUAGAUCUGUUAAUGUCAUCUUUUAUUGUACAGAAAAUACUAAAAAAGCGUUUGAGCUGCCAGUUUGUUAAUGUGAUAUAGACGACCUUUAAUGAGGUGGACAAGAACAUGCAACAACAGCCCAUGGUCUCUGUUGGUUCCAGUAUGGUGUGAGAGUGCAUGUGGUUUUUGUCAAGAUUCAUUUGAAAAUGAUUACUUUAAAACGGGUGAACGUUCAUGUAGAUAUGAUUGCAAAUACCACCUGGAAAUAAGAAUUUAAACAGAUUUACACAGGAAAUAUCUUGGAAUAAAAAUUGGGCUGAAA
This is a messenger RNA of Ylistrum balloti, 9615 nucleotides long. RefSeq names its product RNA-binding protein Pasilla-like. NCBI's taxonomy places the organism in Eukaryota, Metazoa, Mollusca, Bivalvia, Pectinida, Pectinidae. Gene Ontology annotation, cellular component: cytoplasm; nucleus. Gene Ontology annotation, biological process: mRNA splicing, via spliceosome; regulation of alternative mRNA splicing, via spliceosome. The record is from RefSeq and is a predicted model, not a curated record. The transcript has 6 exons. Bases 13 to 1830 code for a protein of 605 amino acids. Gene Ontology annotation, molecular function: mRNA binding.